Molecule: messenger RNA, 7710 nt
Organism: Elgaria multicarinata webbii
Lineage: Eukaryota; Metazoa; Chordata; Lepidosauria; Squamata; Anguidae
Gene: NBAS
Product: NBAS subunit of NRZ tethering complex
Exons: 52
Coding region: 41-7192 (2383 amino acids)
Biological process (GO): retrograde vesicle-mediated transport, Golgi to endoplasmic reticulum
Cellular component (GO): Dsl1/NZR complex
Molecular function (GO): SNARE binding
Source: RefSeq, a predicted model, not a curated record
GCCGCCGUAGCAGCUGUAGCAGGGCUGACAGCGUGUGAUCAUGGCUGCUGCCCGAGGAGACAAGCUGGAGGCGAACGGAGGCGACGUGGAGCCGGAGGAAGAAGAGGAGAACAUUCUCUACGACUUGCUGAUCAACACCGAGUGGCCGCCGGAGACCGAGGUUCAGCCAAGAGGCAACCAGAAACAUGGUGCAUCAUUUAUCAUCACUAGAGCAAUUACAGGCCCUGCCUUAUUUUUACUCCGAUAUUUGUGGUACAGUCCUGCAAAAUCUUCCCUCCCCAGUGGUCUCAUCCGCCUGGUCAGUAAGCAGAUCAAUUGGCAUUUGGUGCUUGCAAGCAAUGGAAAACUGUUAGCAGCUGUUCAAGACCAAUGUAUAGAGAUAAGGUCUGCAAAGGAUGAGUUCGGGUCUGUCAUUGGGAAGUGUCAAGUCCCAAAGGAUCCCAACCCACAAUGGAAGCGUGUGGCGUGGAGUCAUGAUUGCACUUUGCUUGCCUACGGUGAAAGCACAGGAACCGUGAGAGUAUUCGAUUUGGUCGGCAGUGAACUCCUGGUCAUUUCACCGGGUACUAGCUUCCCAGGAGACCUAACCUAUGCUAUUGCAGGAUUGAUCUUUCUGGAAUACAAAGCAAGCGCCCAGUGGUCAGCUGAACUGCUAGUUAUCAAUUACCGGGGUGAACUAAAAAGCUACCUCGUGAGCGUCGGAACAAAUCAGCGCUUCCAAGAGAACCAUAGUUUUAGCUUCAGCGGCCAUUACAUCCAUGGAAUAUCGGCAGUGAUUUAUCAUCCUGCACACCGACUUUUGAUCAUAGGCGGCUGUGAAACAGAUGAUGAUGCAGCUGGAGUUUCUAAAGCAAAUACCUGUGGCCUGUCCGCGUGGAGAGUCCUUUCAGGAGCACCCUAUUACAAGCAGGUUACAAGUUAUGAAGAUGAUGUCGGGACAACUAAGAGAAGGUCAUUGUUCAAGAUUAUGAAUCUCAAACUUUACAACAGGCAAGGAAGGGAACAGGAUGGUGUGUUCAAGAUGAGCCUUUCUCCAGAUGGCACCCGGCUGGCAGCUAUUCACUUCUCUGGAAAGUUGACAAUCUGGGCAAUUCCCUCUCUCAAACAACAAGGAGAAUGGGAACAAAGUGACCAGCCAAGUUAUGAUGAAAUCAAGCCAGAAUGGAGACUCUCCCUUGAAAAGCGAAAGAAAAUUAAAGACAAGGAAUCUUAUUACCCACUGAUAGACGUAAACUGGUGGGCAGAGAAUGCUGUCAUUUUGGCUCGGUGUUCAGGUGCUUUGACAGUGUCCUCGGUGAAAACCUUGAAAAACCUGUUAGGGAAAUCCUGUGAAUGGUUUGAAAGUUCCCCUCAGGUCACUUCUGCUCAUGAUGGAGGAUUUCUAAGUUUGGAGUGUGAGGUGAAGUUGGCUCCAAAGAGAUUGCGUUUGGAUAGCAGACCUGGUGAUGAAGACGAAGGAGAAGAUGACUCUGAUUCGGAUGACGAAACUUCUGCCAAGGCGCGGUAUUUUGGCUACCUUAAGCAAGGCCUGUAUUUUGUGACUGAAAUGGAACGGUUUGCUCCUCCCAGGAAACGCCCGCGCACUAUUAUAAAGACUUAUCGCAUUGUGAACCUGAGGUCCACAACUCCUGAGGAACUGUACCAGAGAAAGAUUGAUAAUGAAGAAUACGGAGAAGCGCUCUCGCUAGCUCAAACGUAUGACCUUGAUUCUGACCUUGUUUAUCAGAGGCAGUGGAGGAAAUCUGCUGUUAGCAUUGCUUCGAUUCAGGAUUAUCUGAGCAAAAUUAAUAAGCGGUCUUGGGUUCUUCAUGAGUGCCUGGAAAGAGUCCCUGAGAAUGUGGACGCCGCUAAAGAAUUGCUGCAAUACGGCUUAAAAGGAACUGACCUGGAGGCUCUCGUGGCCAUAGGGAAAGGAGAAGAUGGUGGCAGAUUUAUCUUGCCAGGUGAUGUGGACAUUGAUGAACUACUUUAUGAAGAGUUUUUAACUCCGGAGGAAGAAGCAGAGAGUAGGAAGGAGCGGGAAGCCGUGAAGCAUCAAGAACUUCUGCAAUCAGUAAACUUCUCCAAGUUAACUUUGGAACAGAAAGAACUUUGCCGAAGCAGGUUGAAACUACUAACCUAUUUGGAUCGGCUAGCAACAUACGAGGAGAUCCUUGGAGGGCCACAUGAUGCUGAGCAGAGAUAUGAUGCAGAGUUCUUCAAGAAGUUCCGAAAUCAAAACAUUGUUCUUUCUGCAAGAACAUAUGCACGGGAAAGCAACGUAAGAGCCAUGGAAAUUUUGUUCACGUAUCAUGGAUCAGACUUGCUUCCACAUCGGUUGGCAAUUCUCUCUAAUUUUCCAGAGACCACAUCUCCUCAUGAAUAUUCCUUUUUGCUGCCUGAGGCUCGCAACAGAGAAGGUGUAUUGAAGAUUCUUCCCUGGAAUGAGCAGAAGCACAGGGAAGAAGACUGGUGUGAAAAACCACCAUGCAGGCUGAUGGUUGAACCAGCUCAUCAAGACGAAGGUGAAUUUUUAUAUGACUCCCAACCAGAAUUGUUGAAAUACAGGACUACUGAGCUUUCAAUAAACAUGGUCACGGACUGGUAUUGGAAAAGAGCAGAAGAGAUAGAAAAUUACUCUAUGCAGGUGGAUUGCGCUCUGUCUCUGGUUCGUCUUGGCAUGGAGAGGAACAUACCUGGUCUUCAUUCCCUCUGUGACAAUCUGGUUACACUGGAGACCCUAGUUUAUGAGACAGGAUGUGACAUAACACUGAACUUGAAAGAGCUACAGCAGAUGAAAGACAUUGAGAAGCUAAGGCUGUUAAUGUUGAAUUCGUCGGAAGAUAGGUACGUGAAAGAUGCUUACCAGUGGAUGGUCCCAUUUCUACACCGCUGUGAAAAUGAGUCUCCUGGCAUUGCAAAUGAGCUUUUAAAAGAGUAUUUGGUCACAUUGGCUGAAGAAGACCUAACAUUUCCUAUGAAAAUCUUUGAACAUUCAAAGCCAGCAUGUCAGCAAAAAAUAAUUUCAGAUCAAGAUCUGUUGAUGGUGAUCGCAUUAGAAUGUAUCUACAGCUGCAAACGGGAUGACCAGCUUUCUCUGUGCUAUGAUAUCUUGGAAUGCCUUCCCCAGAGAGGUUAUGGCCUUGAAACAGACAUUACUAACAAUCUUCACGAUAAAGUUGAUGAAUUGGAACAAAUUCUUAGUGUAUCUGAACUUUUGGAGAAGCAUGGACUCCAGAAACCCGUAUCCUUUGUAAAAGACACACAAAACAGCCCAGAAGAAGCACGGAAGCUGAUGAUUAGAUUGACUAGGCACACAGGCCGCAAGCAACCUCCUGUUAAUGAGACAUACUGGAUGGGAUUGUUGCAAGAUAUGCUGGAUAUGCAGCGGAACGUCUACACGUGCUUAGAAGCAGACACUUGCUAUGAGAUUUUUACAGAAAGUCUUCUGUGUUCAAGCCGACUCGAGAACAUCCACUUAGCUGGGCAAAUGAUGCAUUGCAGUGUUUGGUCAAUAGAUCCCCCAGUUAGUGUUGCUUCGAAAGGAAAAUCUCAAUACAGAGUUUGCUACGAGAAAAGCAUUGAAUUGGUUUUGGCUGCUAGCAGAGAGUACUUUAAUUCUUCAACCAAUCUGACGGAUACUUGCAUGGAUUUGGCCAGGUCCUGCUUACAGCUCAUUACAGACUGUCCGCCUGUUGUCCAAGAGGAGUUGGAUCUCAUUCGUGCUCUUAGCUACCUUGAAGAAUUUGGUGUGAAAAUCUUACCGUUACAAGUGCGUCUGUGCUCUGAUCGACUCAGCCUUAUCAAGGAAUGUCUAUUGCAGCUGCCAACAAACUACAAGCAGUCUGCCAAGCUCUUGGGACUUGCAAAUUUGCUGAAGGUUGCAGGUGAUGACCAGAUAGAGAGAAAAGGACAAGUUUUGAUUCUUUUGGUGGAACAAGCUCUCCAGUUUGAGGAUUACAAAGCAGCAAAUAUGCAUUGCCAGGAACUUAUGGCUUCAGGCUACUCUAAAAGCUGGGAAGUUUGCAGCCAGUUAGGACAAUCUGAAGGUUACCAGGACAUGGCUGUUCGGCAGGAGCUCAUAGCCUAUGCUUUGACGCAUUGUCUCCCAAGUGCCAUAGAACCUCUGCUGGCAGCAAGCAGCACUCUGCAAACUGAGAUUCUUUAUCAAGCAGUCAACUACCAAAUACGGCCUUCAGAAAAGGGGGAGAACAUAAAUACCUCCAGAUCACCAGUUGGAAUCAAAACAGAGCUUCCUCUAGAGGUAGACGCAAACAUUUCCUCUAGUCAAUCUGCUGACCUACUGCAGUGGACCACAGCUAAAACCAUGAAGGUUCUUUCCAAUACAACCUUGACCACAAAAGCCAUGCUGCAUGCCGUCAGUGAUCGACAGUGGUGGAAGAAGUCAUUGACUUAUCUUCGGCCGUUACAUGGUCAAGAGUUUGGAGAUGUAUUAAAAGGGACCACUGGAGCAAAUGCAGCAAUAGAAAAGCAAGGCUGUCAUCCAUUUUAUGAAUCUCUGAUAGAGAAUCCAUAUCUUGCAGAUAAUGAAGUUACUUAUACCGCAUACCAGCACAAACCUUUGGAAAGCUUUGCAGAAGUAUUGCUGAGAACAGGAAAACUUGCAGAGACGAAAAGUGAAGGGCAGGAUCAGUUUCCUGUGACAGAAGUCCUGUUACAGCUGGCCAGUGAAGCGUUACCAAACGACAUGACCUUAUCUCUUGCCUACCUGCUUGCUUUACCACAGGUCAUAGAUGCCAACAAGUGCUUUGAAAAACAAUCUCCUUCUGCUUUAUCUCUCCAGCUGGCAAGUUAUUACUAUAGCCUGCAGAUCUAUGCUCAUUUGGCACCAUGUUUCAAGGACAAAUGCCACCCCCUCUACAGGGCCGACCCCAAAGAAUUAAUUCAGAUGGUCACGAAGCACGUCACCCAGUCCGGCUGUGCCGACUGGCCUGAUGAAAUCGCAACUCUGAUCAAGCAUCUUCAGUACUAUAAUGAACGACUCUUGGACUUCACUCAAGCCCAGCUUCUUCUAGGUCUUGGCAAAGGGGUGGAUGUCCAGAGGUUUACAGCAGAUGGUCAGUACAAGAGGGAAACCAUAUUAGGUUUGGCAGAAACACUUGAAGAAAAUGUGUACAGGAUAGCUCUUUCCUUGGCUCAACGUUACAGCGUCCCACUCUGGGACGUUCACAUGACACACCUGGAAUUUCUUUUCAGUGACAGUGGUUUAUCCACAGCUGCAAUAGAAGAUAGAGCUCAAAGUCUUGGUCUGUUUGAGACUUUGAAAGCUGCCCCUGAAGCGUUUCACGAGCAUAUGGCAAAAUAUGUAUACCCUACUAUUGAAGGUAGAGAUCACCAGCGUUUACUGUAUUAUUUCACACUCCUUGAGAAUUGUGCCUGUCCUGAAUCUGUGAAGCACUCUAUCAAACCUGAAACUCACAUACGUCUGCUGAAAAAAUUCAAGGCAGUUUCCCCAGGUCUCAAUUACAAAAAGCUAACAGAAGAAAAUGUGAGUCCUCUGGAAGCUUUGGAUCCUAUCCUCACAAGUCAAAAUAUUUUAUCAAUUUCGAAGCUUGCUCCUAAAAUUCCAGAAAAAGAUGGAAGGAUGCUUUCUCCAAGUUCUGUCUAUGCCAUCUGGCUAAAAAAACUCUUCUGGAAUGGGGAUCCCCAUCUUGUUAAAAGAGUUCCAGAAGCUAUAGCCGAAUGGUUACAUUCCUAUGAUGUCUGUGCCAAGUACUUUGAUAGACUUUACCCAGGAGAUAUUAUCAAUUUCAUGGACGAAAUUACUUUUUCCUCAAAGGCUGUCACCAAGCUGUCAGUGGAUUCCCGGGUAGAGAUGACAAAGAAGGCUAUUAAGUCAGUGAAACACAUUGCUGAAAAGGCUGGAAGAAGGACUUCUGAGGAGGACGGCACUGAAGGCGUGGUUAACAGGCAAAUCACUUACGAAGUUGCACUGGAUCAUCUGCAGCAGUCUCUUGCACAUCUGGAAACUCUUAGCCAUAGCUUUAUUUCUUACCUGAAAAACAGUGACCAGAAUAUACUACGGGAAUAUGGACAUCAGUAUGAUUUAUCCCGGUCAGAAAAAGAGAAAAUCAAUGAGCAAGCUGUAACUAUGUGUAUAGAUGGUCAACCAUUAGAUAUGAUACAGAAGUUAUUGAACGUUGCUGUUGGAGAUCUGGGACUCUCUCCUAGAGAUGUAGUACAGACUGCUGUAAACAAAGUGGUAGGUGCUUUAAGUGAAGAUGGAGUGCAGUUUUCUUUCAAAACCGACCCUUUCCAGAUAUUAGAAGGUAUUGUCUCUGCUGUCCGCACAAGCACUGAGAAUGGCGAGGACCUGGUGUCUUCAGAUGAUCUCUUGGCUUGGCUGAGACCUUUCUGUGGAGAUGAUUCUUUGCCAGUGAAGCCUCGUAUUACGGUGUUGCAGAUUUUGGAGCAAGCUUUCCACCUCCGUGAUGAGGACAUCCAGUUGCUUGUGCUGUUCAGAACUCAAGCUGUUCUCAAAGCCUGUUGGCCACAAACUCAGGUAGAAAUAACUGACAUUGAAAAUGAAGAGAAGAGGAACGCUCUCUUCCUGAAACUUUUGGAAGCCAGUGAGGACAAUGCAGCAUUUCAGCAUUUAGUUAUGCUCUUGCAAGCUUGGCCGCCUGUGAAAAGUCGAGAUGUAGCAUGCCCAAGCAGUAAUCCUUGGGUUAAAUUGGGAACAGCGAUGCUUAUGAAAUCCCAACAGGAGCAUAAGAAGCACACGGGGAAUGAGAUUCUGAAAAUCUGCCGCUCCUUAUAUGAGACAAAACACAUGCUCUCUGCAGAGUGCAUCAAAGAGCUAUGUUUGCUGCUACUUAACCAAUCCCUUCUGCUGCCAUCCUUGAAGCUGCUUGUGGAAAGCAAAGAUCAAGAUCUUCACUCUGUGGCACUGGAGCAGAUAACAGCUAUUGCUAAGGUUGAUGCUUCCAACUGUGAUUCCGAACUUCUUUCUUUGCUUCUGGAUGAGAAAUUAGUGGUGAAGUGCACCUCCGCUGUCUUUUAUGCUCACCUGGUUAACCAUUUGCUGGCCAAGCAAGAGGAGGGACGCUGGGAUGUAGGAGAAAUUGCAAAGCAGCUGAAUGAAGCAGGCUUCCCUGCAGAGGCAGGCUCUCUCCUGAUGGCCUAUAAAGGGACUCAUCCUGCACUCCAAACCUUUGGUGCAGCCCUCAGUGCUGUUAGGCACUGGAUUUAAAUGGCAGAGCGUUUCCAGUUACGCUUGGUGCCUGAACGAAAUAUCCCGCUCCGGCUGCCCCAGUUUCAGAUGGAAAUCUUGCCGAAGAGACAUUGUAUGAAAGUAUAGGCUUCAGGCUAAUCAUCGCAGCUUAGCAUUGCAUAAAUUCCUAACACUGUGCAUACUUAAAUAUUUCCUUGCAGUGUCUUCCGUCCCAUCAGUAGCUCUUGCCAUAUGGGUAGGAAUAGCCCACGUCAGAAGAAUGAAGUGCAUUCAGUAUAUGGAUAUUGAUGGAUAUCUUGGUAAAUAAACAUUUUUCAGAUCGUGUCAUAAUGAACAAUGUUUGUAUGACACACCUUCAUCUCCAGUGUAAAAGCAUAAAUAUAACUGGAAGUUUAGGACUAAUAACCUCACUUCAAAGGGAAAGGUCUGGAAAUACAUUUAAAGAAUCUUAAAGAGUUUGUAUGUCACACUGUUUGGAAGUUACUUCAAAUUGAAUUCCUUUGUUUGAAUUAAUUAAAGGCUUUCAUUUCAACCAG